GGGCAUACACUCUCGAUAGAGAUACACAUUUCAAAAUAAACACACAUAAUUAUUCAUCUACUCUCACCGACCUGUGAGGCUGUGCAUCACACCAGACGUGAAGCGUGUAACUUAAGUUAUCAAAAUAGCUAACUAGCGUGAAAUAGAUUAGUAGAUCCUGUGACAUGGUCUCAUUAUAUCGCUAGAAAAAAUUUGUUAUAUGGUGAAGGUGUCAAAACGAAUUUGAUUUGGUGACUUAAUACAAAGUGAAGCAUUAAGAAACUAAUAGCGCUCAGGGCGAAUGACUCUUGAUUUCACAAGUCUGACUCUAGGAAACUCAUUUUAAACUGUCAGAAGAACUGUCAAUAAACUGUCAGAAGAAAGAAGAAAUGCAUCCAAUGAAACUGAUUCACGCGAUGUAUCUUCACACCUUUGUGUAUGCCAAUGUAACAAGAAGUUGGCAAGCUCUCUUGUGAUAUUUAUUUUUUUGGGACUAAGAAAUUUAUGAAUGAAAUCAUAUCAACCAAUCCGAUGGAAGAUUCAGAAAAUGGUCAACCAAUCGAAUCUCAUUAUACAAGAGACGCUCACGCGCAAUCUUCAUUAAGCAGAGGUGGCAGUGUGGGUGAACAUGAGCGUAAACACCUUGUGGGUAACAACUCGCACGAGAACAGGUCGGGUGAUGUCCCCAACAGAUCGGAGGGGGAGACAGUCCACGGGGACACCCUGGAGAAGUAUCCAUUUCUGUUGUUAAACAUCGUGUUGACUCUAAACAGCGGCGCCUCUAGGAUCUACACCAGUCUUAUAGACCAAUAUUUGUACCAGAGAUUUGCCAACGAUAUUUUGGGAAAUUAUUCUGAGAACACAGCCAAGAAACCGUGUGUGAACGAGACCAACCAGUCGGACAGCACUCUCCAGAUCCAGGACAUGACGUCACAGUUCAGCUUGUACAUCUCCAUCAGCGACUACGCCCUGUCGGUGGUGCCCUGCCUCCUGCUUGGGGCUUAUUCCGCCCUGAUCAGAAGGAAGACGCUUCUGCUGAUUCCAACACUGGCCACAGCGAUUAAAUCUCUGGACAUUGCUGCCGUGGUGUACUGGAAUCUAGACGUUCAAUGGCUGUACCUGGGCUACACAGUGGAAGGCUUGGGUGGAGGUACGUCUGGAAUACUGCUUGGUAUAUUUCUGUACAUGUCUGACAUUACGUCCAGGGGAAGGAAGCGAACAUUUGUCAUGACAUUUAUGGAAGGUCUCAAAGGUUUCAUCUCUGGAAUCUUGUACUACGGCACUGGCCAGCUCAUCGAAAGCACAGGGUUUAUAGUACCCACUCUGAUGGCUGCUGGGUGCAUGUUACUUAGCGUGUGCCUGAUACUUCUGUUGCCAGAAAGGAAAUCCAAACAAGUCAGCCAUGUCCGAAAAGAAACGGCUGACUGGUCAUUGGGAGCUUGCUAUAAGAGACUAACUCUUCCAUUUGGUAAAACUCAACAUCCUAUGGUCAAGAAGAUGGUCAUUUUAGCUCUGGUCGCCUUCCUUAUUUUACUUUGUUCACUUUUUGGACAGUCAAAGAUAAGAAACCUGUAUCUCAUGAACUUUCCCUUCUGCUGGGAUGCCGUCACAAUCGGCUGGUUCCUGUCUGCUCAAGACAUCGCCUAUAACCUGUUCACCAUGCUGGCUGUGCCUCUGUUUUACACAUGUCUGCCAGGCAUGGGACUGGCCAUCGUCGGACUUGUCUCGUGCAUGGCGGGGACGACAAUGUACGCCCUUGCUGACACAAGCUUGGAGAUCUACCUGAUUAUUGGAUUGUCCAUUGCAAAUAAUGUUGCCUUUGGUUUGAUACGAGGGGAGACGUCACGUCUGCUGGACGGAGAGUCACAAGGUUCAUUAUUCGCCACCGUGGCCAUGUUUGAGUCCCUGAGCUUCCUGUGCGGGACACCUGCCCUGUUACUGUAUAGCGCCACUGUCGGAUGGUACAGCGGUUUCUCGUUCUUCCUGAUGGAUGCGCUGCUGAUAGUCGCCUUAGUUCUGUUGUGCAUUUAUCAAUCUCUCUGGGUUCGCUACACGCGAGAGGUGCAAUCAAAGGAGCUGCUGGUUGAAAAGUACGGAAGUAUCAACUCUUAAAAAACUUUACCGUCUGAACAACACACUAAAAAGUUAACUCCCCUUUUUUUUAAAUCAGACAAUGGUUGAUUUUCAAAUUCUGUGAUUCUGUGUCAUUCCCGUGUUGCGCUCAACUUCCAAGAGCAGACGAUGUUCACGUAUGACGACGUUCUCUCGGCACAUGGAACGGAUGUUAUGACAACCACCACAGUCUCCGGGAUGUAACCUAUUUUCCUUGCAAGACAAUGUUUGUGUAUUUGUAUGUAUGUACAAAUGAGAAUGUUUCAAUUAUGUAAGCAAAUAGUUGUGAUAAAAUAAAGACAUGUGAAUACAAAAUUCCAAAUA
Molecule: messenger RNA, 2415 nt
Organism: Biomphalaria glabrata
Lineage: Eukaryota; Metazoa; Mollusca; Gastropoda; Planorbidae
Product: proton-coupled folate transporter-like
Exons: 10
Coding region: 484-2091 (535 amino acids)
Biological process (GO): transmembrane transport
Cellular component (GO): membrane
Molecular function (GO): transmembrane transporter activity
Source: RefSeq, a predicted model, not a curated record